Molecule: messenger RNA, 1784 nt
Organism: Sardina pilchardus (European sardine)
Lineage: Eukaryota; Metazoa; Chordata; Actinopteri; Clupeiformes; Clupeidae
Product: deoxyribonuclease-2-alpha-like
Exons: 7
Coding region: 168-1307 (379 amino acids)
Biological process (GO): apoptotic DNA fragmentation
Molecular function (GO): deoxyribonuclease II activity
Source: RefSeq, a predicted model, not a curated record
GACCAAGAAUGACGUCAAACAGCUUCAAAAUAAUGAUGUGAGUAGUUUCAAUGUGUCGGAUGGACUGCACAAAUGAACAGGGCGUUAUAUGGUCAGACUUCCAAACUAACUUCUGAAGACUUUUUACUCUUCGAAUUUCCGAUCCGGUUCAACUUCAAAAGUGGGUCAUGCUCUCUGUUGCUCUCGCCCUGUUGCUGUUACAUUACCAAACGCUAGAGGGGAGUGCAGACCCUAUUUCGUGCUACGAUGACUUGGGAAAAGCUGUGGAUUGGUUUUAUCUCUACAAACUCCCUCACCAUAAGACCCGUUUUGAGGGGCUGAAGUAUCUUUUCAUGAGCCAAGGGAGUGAGGGAUGGGCUGAUGGGCAAGGACUGGUGAAUGACAGUGCAGGAGCCUUGGGACGGACUCUUGGACAACUAUACACGAGCACUGAGCAGGGCUACAUACUGUACAAUGAUCAGCCUCCUGCACCAGAGCCUGGGAUUGGAACAUCUGAAAAUGUUGGUAGAGGUGGAGGUCAUACCAAAGGUGUUGUCUUGUUUGACAAAAAGCAAGGUUAUUGGUUGGUCCACAGCACACCACGUUUUCCCCCACCCAAGAAAGUCGGACAGUUUUCAUACCCAGACAGUGGUGUUUUGAAUGGCCAGAACUUCAUCUGUGUCACCUACCCCCUGGAUCGCUUCCAGACAAUAGGGGAACAGUUACAGAUUAAUCAUCCGCACAUCUUUGACUGCCAUAUUCCCGAUUCCCUCGCCUCUUCUGUGCAAUCCAUGGUCCAGCUGUGUAAGCUCAGCCAAGGACAGAGAUGGAAUGCCAGUCUUGCACAUGAUGUCCCCAAAGUAUCCAAUCGCAGCGUGUCACUCACAUCAUUGGGUGGGACUACAUUCAUCGACUUUGCUAAAGGAGCAACCUUUGCAAACGAUCUCUAUCACUCUUGGGUGGCGCCUACUCUUCAGUCCGACCUGCUGGUUCAGUUCUGGCAGCGCUCCACUGGGAUUGAGCCCUCAAACUGCUCCGGUAGCUGGAAGGUGCUGAACGUCCAGCAGCUUGCCCCUGGGCAGAGGUUCACCUUUGAUGCUACAGACGACCACUCCAAGUGGGCGGUCAGCACUACGGCUGCGUCUGGAAGUGCAGGUGGCUGGGUCUGUGUGGGCGACAUCAACCGCAAUAAGGCAGAGGAGAAGAGAGGUGGAGGAACUGUGUGCCUCCAAGAUCCCACUGUGUGGAAAGCCUACCGAAGCACAGCCCUGAAGUGUCUGUCCUGCGAUGGAGGACAAUGUGACUGUGGUGCGGCAACAGGGAGAUAGAGCAGCGAUAUUGUUUUUCAAGGGAAAACAUUUCUACACUCCUAUGGCUCAUAUCAGAGAUGUAUGCACUUUGCUCAGGUAUUUGUUGCUUUUACUGUAAAAUAUGAUUAAGAAUUUUUAUAGACACCUUUAAAAAAAAAAUCAAGCAGUAUUUUACUUUCUACUUCCCCUAACCUCUACAAAUUGAUAAUAAAUAACAUUGGCAGUCAGGAAACAGUGUAUUUACCUUUACUAUAUACAUUUACACAAUCCUCCUACAUUUUUGUGUUAAGGCGCUGCUGUUGCUUCACCACAGACACUUUUCAUUACACAGCUAAUGUAAUCCACACUCUUGUCACUGAUUGGCCCACCAUCCUGGUGGUUGAGGGAAACAUAAACGCAUUGAGACGAGUAUCUCAGUGAAAUUAAAAGAGUGCCUAAUUGCCUAAUGCUGCUUACAGAGCAAAUGAAUUAUUGUCCAACAUAAAAAGUUAACCC